This is a messenger RNA of Coregonus sp. 'balchen', 37049 nucleotides long. The record is from the annotation of a GenBank genome assembly. Lineage: Eukaryota; Metazoa; Chordata; Actinopteri; Salmoniformes; Salmonidae.
GACUGCUCCAGCUCUGAAGAGUACACGGUCGCCUCCGCCCUGCUGCCCCUGACGACGGCCUUUUACCGGGUGAGUGACUGACUGACUGGGAGAUUCCACUCCACAGAGGUCUUCUCCUCUCACACAGAGAGAGCGGAUAGAGAGUCAGGCAGCAGGUCCUUUUGAUUAUAUUGCUCAAUCAAGGGCAGGACGGCCUGGCAUUCACCACAAGCUGGCCGUCUUAAUGGAUUGUAUUUUUAACAGGGGGUUGGCAAUAAUAGAAAAAGGAUGGGGUGUGAUAUUCCAGCUGUCCUGGCACUGGUCCUGUUCUGAUGGUUGCCACUGGUGCAUGCAGCAUGCUCUAACCUCAUGUCAGGAGAUGUGUUCCAGGCAGGACAAGAGACUUCCCAGGCCUCCGACCAUACAGCUCUGACCACCAGCCUCAGUUGGGACAUGGGAGGGGGACAGGGGAGUGUCCCGUUUGUUCUCAGACUAGCCACAUUAGGGUAAAGGGGGUGAGAACUGUACCUCACACCAAAGCCCAGUGGGCUGCUGUGGUUUGUGGUUGCCAAUCCGCUGUGAUCAAACUCGGUUGCUGCAGCGCGCACCACAAAUAUGUCCCCACAGCUCUGCUGUUUCCACGGCGACAGACAACUGUGGGUUGUUGCCCUGCAUUGGGUACAGACCCUAAGAGACUGAAUUUGGACCUCGCCCACUCUCUGCCAUUGUAUGACUCGCCCUGUUCUCACAGGACAGGCUGAUGUAACGCUCCGAGAUAAGCCUGCUCUCUCUGUUUCCCAGCCAGGUUAACCAUUCUAUCAGACCACAGUGGCAUUGGAAAUGUAGUCAGAUAGUAAAUUAUCUAAAUAAAACCAAGGGAAUUGUCUCUGUUUGUUGAUACAGGUGUGCUGUGUGACCUGCUAUGUAAUGGUGGUGAGAGCAGAGCAUAUUUUUUUUUAACAUACUCUUCUGUCUCUGUACACAAACAGAGUAAAGUGGUCACAGACCCCACUACAGCACAUUGUUGAUAGUUUGGUUUGUUGCUAUAACGGAGUAACAGUGUCUCUCUGUGACCGUCAAGUUGUCAACACAACCCUGUGACCCUAGGCUCCAGCUUUCUACCUCUUCAUUAAGACAUCUGAAAGCCAUUGCCCAAACUCAUUGGAUUUCCUGUAGUUUUUUUUUCUGUCUUCCCAUUUUACGUAACCAUACAAUCUGAUUAAAGGAUUACAUUAAAGGACCUUAAUUACCAGGUUUUCAGAAAGAAACACGAAUCCUGAGAGGCAUCUCUUCGAUUCUCGACGGAGCAGUGUCUGGCACAGGGGAGGAAUGAGAAGGAAUGAUAUCGUGAGAUCCUGAACGCAACAGAUUUUUCCCAGCUUUCCAAAGAAAUGGCAUUAACUGUAGAGUCCAGCGUGUGGUCAGGCAAAUUGUGAAAAGCAAGAGCGCAGGAAUCCGCCACGGUCCUAUUGUGGAAUCUCUUGUUUGAUGAAAAACGCUAUGAAAAAGCUGGAAAAACAACGUAUCCCAAAAAAACUGAGCACCUUAAGAUGGUUCACAACGUUCCACAGAGGUUCUCGGGAUAAUCGCAGAAUCGCACGAUAGUCAAUUACAUACUUCUGCAAAAUGUCUGUUGGCCUGCUUUACUCUACCCCCCAUCCUGCCACAUUUCCCCAUAGUCUUUGACUUUACCACACUGACUGUUAUGAGGCUGUUCAAAGCAUGCCUGGCAGCAGAUGAAGGAGCCAGUGGUUUGGUGAGUGUUUGGUUUAUCCCACGCUAUAGUAGAGGACCAUGACAGUCUACUGUAGGACACUGCUGAGAGAACCAUUGGUAGAAUCAUUGGUUGGGAGGAAGGGGACCAGAAGGAGUGUCUUCUCUCUGUAUCCAGGUGACAAUCGUGACAAAAAGGUGACAAAAUAGCAGAUGAAAUGUGCAAUAAUUUUUCAGUUGUGCAUGUGUUUUGUUACGAAGCCAAAAAUAGACAAUUUCAUCCAGAACCGUUUGUUGCUUUGCCAUGGAAUGAUUUUGACACGGGUCUUAUGGUCAAGAUUAUUUGCAUACCUUUUCAUGGAAGAUUAACUCUGAUUUAGGAAAACAACACGUCUCGGGUACAUGUUGCACAUCUGUGUCCAAGUACUCCUAACCUCCUAGCUUCAGUACUAAACUGCUAAGCCCUCCAAACACAGCCUUACUACAACAGCACACUGGCCUCAAGUCAAGACAACCUGCUGUCGGUGGAUCCCAUUUAGAUUUCCUAGAAGGUGAAGCUGAUCUGUUAGGUGUUUACCUGUGGGUCACGCCAGCGGAGGAGAACCUGUAAUAAAAUGGUAGUUCAAACUGGGCCAGAGGUAUCCCCAGAAAGGCAUUUGGGCAGUAGGAUGAAAGACUUCCACACACACACAACCUGUCUGUAAUCUCCAUAGAAAGACUUUGUUAAUCAGUGCUCAAGUGGCUUUGAGUGAUUAGGUUACUCUUUUACACAUUUUGCAUAACCAUAGUAACCCUGGCUUGCCUCGAGAAUUUGCUGCAUAGUUUCAUUAUGAACAUGUUCUUAUUUUUGAGUUUCUCAUGUAGAUUACUUUACAAGAUCAGGCCUAUUGCUUUCCUUGAAAAGUAUAAUGCCAUCCGUGUAAAUAGUGAACUGUACAUAAUAUUCAGUCUUGCAGUGGCAAGGACAAUACAUGCCGUACGGUAGCACGUGCCAUUGACAACAUCCGCCUUGCUGGUUACUGUACGUUUUUUUUUACUCCAGCCAGUCCUCAUGCUCAGCCCACAGGAGUAUAUAUCACCUAAUCGGGAAGUUUUACAUCCCCUCCACCCUCAACUCCUCUCAACGAGGUCAGUUGGCUUAAGGCCCUUUCCUAUUAAAACCACUGCGUCACCUGCACCUGUCAUCCAUCACUCCUCAUUGACAUCUUCCCCAGAGCCUCUCAGCCCCUCAACGUCUGCUGCCCGCAGUAACGACAAUGAGAAGAGUGGAUCAGGUCUGGAAGAAAUUAGGUCAGGGCUUCACAUUCUGGGUUUUAUCACCACAAUAUGUAAUGUGUUCAAUCACCACAAUGCCCUCAUCUGAAGGCUGCCCACAGAAACACACUCUAAACUAAAAUGACCCUUUUAUAGUAAAUCACCUGUCUUAAGGCGGAGUGAAAAUUCAUGAAAGCCCAAGUCAGGGAUUUCUUAUGAGGUUUUUCUCAACUUAAUCUGAUGAAUGUAUGGGGCUCCCGAGUGUCGCAGCGAUCUAAGGCACUGCAUCUCAGUGCUUGAAGCGUCACUACAGACCCCCUGGUUCGAUUCCAGGCUGUAUCACAAUUCUAGGCCGUGAUUGGGAGUCCCAUAGGGCAGCGCACAAUUGUCUGGGUUUGGCCGGUGUAGGCCGUCAUUGUAAAUAAGAAUUUAUUCUUAACUGACUUGCCUAGUUAAAUAAAGGUAAAGGUAAAGUAUUUUUUAAAAUAAAAUAUAAAUAAUAAAAAUAGAUUGCCCGUUGCCCGAAUGUAGAUUGGUCAAGUGUCACGUUUGUGGUCAAGUGUCACGUUUGUGGUCAAGUGUCACAGUGGUCUCCUUUCUCUUAGCUUUAGUCUGGCUAGUCUGGACCCUCCCCAGUGGACUGUCUUCAGCCCACAGUGCUGCUGCCCAACCUCUCCUCACUACAGAAUGUGGGAAGCUUCCCAGCAAUGUGCCCGCUCACACUGAGUGUUUGUGCGAGAGACAUUGUCUGUGUUUGGUUUGUGUUUUGGGCAAAUGUUCAUACUGAAGAGCCGCCUUUCAUUGACCUAUAUUCUAUAUUCUGCCCCUUCCUUCACGCUGUCUGUCUGGUGUCUGGCAGGCUGCACAGUGAGGUCUGCUAAACUAAACCAAUCUUGGAACAACAUAUGUUACUUACUUUAGAGGGCUUUGUGUCUGGUGUAGUCAUCAUAAUACAGUCAACAGGUUGAACUGUGUUUGACAGGAGCUUUUGGGUUAAACUUGGUUGGCGUGCUCUCUCUUGGGCUCAGUAAGUAGUUUACUUAAACUGCAUGCAACCUUUGUACAGGCCAUAUCUCAGUUAGCAGUGACAGGUUGUUGUAUUGUUCUGUAUAAAUGUUUCUGUAUUUCUCAGAAAUAUACUACUUCUGAUGAUAAACCCCAUCUUACUACAAGCGUCAGCACUGUUUGGGUUGGUGUUAUUGUACCCUUUAAUAAACUCACAUUUUUAUUCAUGUUUUUGUUGUUGCAAUUGAAUGUAGACCAAGAGUAGAGAUCUGCCUACCUCUUGGCUCUAUGAGUAAAUUAAUUCAUUGGAUGCGCCGCGGCAGCUGUCAAAACCAAAACAUGAUUCUGGACUCAACACAGAAAACCGCUGGACUGUUUGCAUUCUUUCUGCCACCGUUUAUGCGUGGAGGGUUUGGAAGGUUUUCCCUGUCAAGCUGUUUUACGUUUGGUCCUGGGGAGGACAGAUGACUUACGGCGUGACCUUUGUGUCCCUGUGAGACGUCUAGAGCUGGACUCGUCUUUGUUUACGUUGUAGAACAUUUAUGUUCACAGUACAUCCCGCAUGUAUACGUAUGGCGUGAUGGACUUGUUUGUUCCACGCUUUUCAACAUGUUGUCUCCUCUGUUUGUUUGACUCAGUCAUUUGUGUAAAUACAUUGUUUGGAUGGAGACGUCUUCAGUGCUACAGGACGCAAAUAACUCCAAUGACACAAUAGUGAUUCAUGGGGAAUAAAUCUAGAAAGAUUGAUUGGUCCUGUCGGGAUAUUUUCUUCCCCCAGAGUCUCUGUCACAAAGGACUAUUUUUAUACCCAUGGACACCAAGUGAUUUGCUCCAAAACAACCAUAAACUAUUUUGUUGCCCAAUUCUGGUCACGGAUCAAACACGUCUCUUUUCCUCCAGUGUCCAGAUACAUACAGGUCAACCAGCAGAGCUAUGAGACAUCGUACCUCCCUUUAGAGCUGAUGAACACACCCUGAGCUGUCUCUCUGUAUAUGUCUCUGUCUCUCUCACUAUCUAUCUAGCUCUAUGGGAAAUACUAUAUUAUUGAAGAGUUACCACCUUUUCCUUCAAAAGUCGUGUCAUAAACCCUAACAUCAUCCUUCUGGGAUCCCCUAGCCAGACCUUGAGCUCUUUUUCUGUCUCUCUCUCUCUCUCUCUCCCCCCCCCUCUCUCUCUCUCUCUCUCUCUCUCUCCCUGUCUCUCUCCCUGUCUGUCUGUCUCUCUCUGUCUGUCUCUCAAUUCAAUUUCAAUUUCAUUUUAAGGGCUUUAUUGGCAUGGGAAAUGUAUGUUAACAUUGCCAAAGCAAGUGAAGUAGAUAGUAAACAAAAGUGAAAUAAACAAUAAAUAUUAACAGUAAACAUUACACUCAGAAGUUUCAAAAGAAUAAAGACAUUUCAAAUGUCAUAUUAUGUAUAUAUACAGUGUUGUAACAAUGUGCAAAUAGUUAAAGUACAAAUGGGAAAAUAAAUAAACAUAAAUAUGGGUUGUAUUUACAAUGGUGUUUGUUCUUCACUGGUUGCCCUUUUCUUGUGGCAACAGGUCACAAAUCUUGCAGCUGUGAUGGCACACUGUGGUUUUUCACCCAGUAGAUAAGGGUGUUUAUCAAAAUUGGGUUUGUUUUCGAAUUCUUUGUGGAUCGCUGUAAUCUGAGGGAAAUAUGUGUCUCUAAUAUGGUCAUACAUUUGGCAGGAGGUUAGGAAGUGCAGCUCAGUUUCCACCUCAUUUUGUGGGCAGUACAUAAUACCUACGGCGGCCUUUCUCAAUAGCAAGGCUAUGCUCACUGAGUCUGUACAUAGUCAAAGCUUUCCUUAAGUUUGGGUCAGUCACAGUGGUCAGGUAUUCUGCCUCUGUGUACUCUCUGUUUAGGGCCAAAUAGCAUUCUAGUUUGCUCUGUUUUUUUGUUUGUUCUUUCCAAUGUGUCAAGUAAUUCUCUUUGUUUUCUCAUGAUUUGGUUGGGUCUAAUUGUGUUGUUGUUGUUGUUGUUGUCCUGGGGCUCUGUGGGGUCUGUUUGUGAACAGAGCCUCUCUCUCUGUCUGUCUCUCUCUCGCUCUCUCUCUCUCUGUUUGUCUCUCUCUGUCUCUGUCGGUCUGUCUGUCUGUCUGUCUGUCUGUCUGUCUGUCUGUCUGUCUGUCUCUGCCUUGUAUUGCUUGUUUUCCUCUUUUCCAGCCCUGCAUUCCUCUUCUGCAUUUGGCAAGUGGACCGUUCAUAUGUGUCUCUGAGGGUCAUCUACCUCCAUCUGUCUUCUCUUGUCCCUGUGCUCUGUGUAGUAGGUUCUGACUGCAGCCUAGGCCCUGGCUCCCCUCUGCUAUCAGAGUAGGGAGAGCCAACUGACCGCGGUCAACCUGACCUCCAGACAACUGAGCAGGCUGUGUUUAACACAGGAAGACACACACAUCUCCACUCACACCAUAUGACAUGAGAACAUGAUGACUAAUAUUGUAAAUAUUGUUUUCUGGUGCAGGUCCCAGAAGAACAACUGCAUUAACAUGUCUACUGUUCUUGUUUUUCUUAUUGGUUACUGUUCCAUGAAUGGACACGGUUAAUUCAUUUCCAUCCUUUAACACUGACCUCUGUGCAUUUAGUCUAGACUCGUUAAUCCACUCAGGUAAUCUGUAAAUCUAUUAGCGCCACAGUUCUUCCUGAAAGCACUUGUGGCCGUGUCAGAUUUGUCUCUGAUCGACAGAGGGUUGUUAGCCCAGCUCCCUGUAAAUGACUGAGUGCUAGCGGAGGACACGGUGUUCCUGGGAAGAUGUAAUGUGUAUAAAACAUUCCUGGGGGAAUGAAACUAUCCAUACGAGCUUUGACAUUGGCGUCAUCCUCCUUACUUCCUUAACGAUAUAAAGCUGCACGCUGACGGACUGCGUACAUUUGGAGGUGAAUUAUGUCUUUGUGACAGCAGUUUAGAUAGGAGGCUUAGUAGUGGAUUUAUAAUUUACAUCAGAGGGAUACGACGCAAGGUGCAGGGCUGUCCUGAGCAGGGAGGGAGGGAGGGAGCAGAGCAGACGGUCUACUGCUGCACUCCAACGGCCUUCAAACCUCUCUGGAGAGGAGAGAUGAUGAGAUACACAGACCAACUUACACUAGAAUCAUUUCCAGCUCCAGUCUCACCUUUGAACUUCCUCACACUGCUCUCUCACUCCCCCAGGGCUCUGUGCUCGGACCCCUGCCCUCGGGUAAGCCUCAGCAGGGUGCCGGGACUGUAGCUAUUUUAGUUAUUAUUAGUUCUGCAGCCUCUGGUAACUACAGUAGCCCCACUGCCGCUGGUCAUUCAGGGAGAACCAAAGCAAUAAUGAACAGCGCUGUGUUGUAUUGUGUCAUGGGAGAAAUCAGAAGCUAAUCUAAUAAGAGGCUUGAGCAUCACUAAAGAAAGACGCAUGGCCUUCAGACUCGGUCAGGGGGAAGAGAUGAACAUAGAGGUAGGGGGGUUGUAAGGAUGUUAAUUUACAAACAGUGUUGGCACUCUGUGUUCUUGGGUCCAGGACUAGUAGGUGCUAUAGCUGUUGCCCAACAUUCAUGUGUUUAUAUCGGGGCAUAGGAACAGUCUUCAUGGCUUUAGCAGAGCUGCAUGUUCUCUCUAGGUGCUGUGUGCAAACAGGUGCUUCAGUUCACUAUUCAUACUGUGGAAAAACUACAGGGCCCUGUUUUUAGUACUCAUCCAGCGAGAGAGCGGGAGUCUAACGUUCUUGGUAUGGUGUUGUAAGUGUUGAAAAACUUACGGCCAAUGAGAAAUGAUUGAUUGUGCUUGAAACCUUUGGCAGCUUUGGAUUAUUUUCCUAUUUUCACCCAGGUUUUAAUGGUCUUCUUUACAAGCUAUGCUCACCACAGCCCAGUUAGUUUCACGAGUUGUGAGACGGUGAGCCCAAACUACUCUCUUGUAUGUUAAGUCAAAAGCGGACACUCAGCACAUCUGAACAUUUGCCUGGUCAGAGCCUCAGUGUAAGCUGUUGAAAACAUCUACUCCACAGCCUCUUGCAGUCAAAAUAUUCCCUUGUGUUUGCAGAAACUGCCGGCUGGGGUGAGCCAGUUUGCCUACACCUGUGUCCAGGACCAUCCCAUCUGGACCAAUCAGCAGUUCUGGGAGGCCACGUUCUACAGCGAGGUCCAGAACCAGAUCCGAGCCCUGUACCUCACCGCCCCUGAAGACAAACUAGGCAUCACUGCCAGGCUAAAGGUAAGGGAAUGAGAGGUUUCAGAGCCAUAUAAUGGCCAGUUUUUCUAUUCAUUUUUUUAGCCCCAUUUGCAGAAUGACACUGAACCAUAUCUUUCUCCCCCCCCCCAGGAGCAGUGUCCCCUUCCCCCGGCGGCCCCCAGCGCCUCGGAGCGCACGGCAAUGGACCUGGCGGCGGAGCAGCUGCGCGCCUGGCCCUGCCUCAGCAAGGAGAAGCAGCAGGAGCUGGUGAAGAAUGAGGAGAGCACGGUGUUCAGCCAGGCCAUACACUACGCCAGCCUCCUGGUCUACCUGCUGGUCCCGCUGGACACCAGCAAGAACAAGCUGCUCCGAGCCAACCCUGUCGCUGACUGGGAGAGCGGCAGCAACAGCAUCGUCACCAACAGGCAAGCAGAGCAGCUGGUUGCACAUCACUGCACCCCACUGAUAUGCAGUCAGUUCUAUCUGACUCCUAUCUAUUCCCCACAGAUAUAUCAACAGUUAUUUUGGCACAGCACACAGAAGUGCAUGGCCCCCUAGAGUGAAAUGCACUUGAUCAGAAAGAGAAAAAGAGCUCAAAUGUGAGGUUGUUAUCUUGGACGAUAGCUCUCUUGCUUGGGGAGUUUUUUGUAUGUUGUAAUAAGGUGAUGAUAAGUGUGUGGGUGAACAUGGUGUUACUCUCCGUCUACAUGAUCCACUCUCCUCUCCUCUAAAGCGGAUCAGUGUCCAGCACCUCCUCGGCCAUAUCCUGCCCACUCCCACAUCCAUCCUAUCACCUGCUGGAGUUACAGCCUCAGGUCUGCUAGGGUGGGUAACACACUCAGCCUGUCUGUAGGGGGGAGCGACCUCCACUCAACCAAAAGAACCAAAGAUUGGGAUUUCCAGUGCUCUGCACUAACAAUAAUGUAAUGUGUACCAAUUUUAUAAAGUUCGCACACGUAGGGGGGCUGGCUUUUCUCAGAAAUGGAGAAGGGUCUGCCAAGGCCAUAUCCUGAGUUUCUCACUUUCGCUUUCUGUAUGCGCUGCUGCUACACAGUAGCCCCCUAGCUAGUCCCCUCUGAAGCCUAUUACAGGAGAUGUUAGGCCCUUUGAGUUGAUUACAUGAAGAAUGUUCCAGACUACACCAUAAUGAAUCCUUUAGUUCUUGUUUUGCCGCUAGUUUCAUGAGUAGGGGGGGAAGGCGAUGUCCUUAAUGUGUUUAAGUGGUUGUUAUUUUCUCUCUUUUGGUUCUUGCCCCAGACUUGUUUUGUUUCUCACAGAGAGACUUCUGGAUCUCAUCUGUGUGUUUGUAAACCCUGCGGAACAUUACAUCACCGUCUCAUGUGAAACGUGUAGCGUGGCCAAGAGACCGCGUGAGCCGAGUGAGAGGUCAUGGCAUCACAGCUGACCUCUCGCCAGACUGCUGGUGUGCCAUGCUCACAGACCUCAGACACACUAUAUCGUCAUGUGCAUCUCUGGGAAAACUUCAAGCAUCCCUCUCUGCAGUCUGUGUUCUAUUCUCAUGCCAUUAAUGCAGACUAAAAUCUGACUAAAUGUGUGUUUGCAGUAUUGCAGGCAGUGUGGCGGAGAGCUUUGACACAGAGAGUGGCUUUGAGGACUCUGAGAACAGCGACGUGGCCAACUCUGUGGUACGGUUCAUCGCCCGCUUCAUUGACAAGGUGUGCACAGAGAGUGGCGUCAGCCAAGACCACAUCAAGAGUUUGCAUAGCAUGAUCCCAGGUACCGUACGACUCCCAGUCAACCUCAAUACUACCCAAUACAAUGUCAAUUAAACCCCAAUACAACCUCUAUCCCGGAGCUCUGUAGCUAGCAAGCACUGUGACCUCUGACUUCAGUUGCAAACUCCCACUGUCCUCAUUCUGUCAGCUUUAUCAGUUAACCCUUUUAUUUUAUUUAUUGUAAAUAAGAAUAUUAUGUUUUUAAACACUUCUACAUUAAUGUAGGGGGGGGGGUGAUAUUUGUGCAUCUAACUUUCUCACUCAUCAUUAUUCACUAUUCAUUCAGGAUGAUCCAUAAUCAUGGUAGCAUCCACAUUACUGUAGAAGUGUUUACAACCAUUAUAUUCUUAUUUAUAAUAAAAGUGACUCCAAAAUGACACACUACAUUAUUUACCAUUUAUAUUGGGCACAAGAUCAUCUGAAACGCAACCAAGACAAACAGCAAAUGCUUCCAACAAAUUUGUAGAGUUACAAACUUGAUUAAACAGUUCAACCGAUAUGGGUGAAAAUACCCUCAAAUGAAAGCUGACAGUCUGCACUUUAACCUCAUAGUCAUUGUAUCAUCCCAAUACUUUUGUAGCUCACUGUAGGUGGUGGCCUUCAAAUCUGUAAAUAUAGGCUUCUUUGGGUUGUAAGUAGGUGUGUACAUGCAUGUGUUUAUGUUUACCUGGGUUGGUUAACUUAUGUGUAUGUGUUUUUGUGUGUGGAUGACAUCGUGCUAACUGGUUAUGACAUCUGACCCCAGGCAUCGUGGCCAUGCAGAUGGAAACUCUGGAGGCAGUCCACAGGGAGAGCAGGAGGCUGCCGCCCAUCCAGAAGGUAGGUGCUGCGCUGCACUGGGCCACCCAUUCAGAAGGUAGAUGCUUCCCUGCACUGGGCCACCCAUUCAGAAGGUAGGUGCUGCGCUGCACUGGGCCACCCAUUCAGAAGGUAGAUGCUUCCCUGCACUGGGCCACCCAUUCAGAAGGUAGGUGCUGCGCUGCACUGGGCCACCCAUUCAGAAGGUAGGUGCUGCGCUGCACUGGGCCACCCAUUCAGAAGGUAGGUGCUGCGCUGCACUGGGCCACCCAUUCAGAAGGUAGGUGAUGCCCUGCACUGGGCCACCCAUUCAGAUGGUAGAUGCUGCCCUGCACUGGGCCACAGUUCUCUAAAUGUCUGUCUGAAUAUAAAUUGAGUUUAUCAAUCAUGAAUAUUAGUACCAUUUGAAACUCUGUAAUUUGUCAUCAAAAUGUUAUCAAAAUCAUUCUCAUUAAUGGAGUAAUUUUGUUGUGCCUUUGAAGUAAACCUGUGUCCUUUGAUAAUGAAGUGGUGUUAGAACCCCUAUUCUACUGGAAGUGGUGUUAGAACCCCUAUUCUACUGGAAGUGGUGUUAGAACCCCUAUUCUACUGGAAGUGGUGUUAGAACCCCUAUUCUAUUGGAAGUGGUGUUAGAACCCCUAUUCUACUGGAAGUGGUGUUAGAACCCCUAUUCUACUGGAAGUGGUGUUAGAACCCCUAUUCUACUAGAAGUGGUGUUAGAACCCCUAUUCUACUGGAAGUGGUGUUAGAACCCCUAUUCUACUAGAAGUGGUGUUAGAACCCCUAUUCUACUGGAAGUGGUGUUCUGUAGCUGAAGUGCCUAUCAUCCAGUAAUGUUGCAGUCAUCAGAUUGUCAUCACUCAUCAACCAUCAGACUGGGGUUUUUUACGGUGAAGCCAGUUUACAGUACUCCUGGAUGAUAUUGUGCGCCUUAUCACACUGCCAGCUCUUGAUAAGGGCUCUCCCCCUAGUCGGCUCGUUCCCAGGACACUGCGGGCCCAGUCAGGUCCAGUGUAAUUGAUGUGUAUGUUUGUCUGGCAGGGCCUUGUGUCUGACAUUCAUAGCUGAGACCACGUUGUGCACAGCUCUGCUGCCAGCAGCACAUUAAAUCAUGUGAACUCUGUAAACAAGCACAGGAAUGACCCUGGUGGGCCAUCAGCACAGAUAUUUAUGACUCGUGGAGUUGGAGCUGUCCUUGCCUGUAUGUGGAACCUGCUACUGCUUUGGCCCAAGGUUCAGGGGGAGGAGGAGGUAGCGCUGUUGGGUCUGUCGGGAUUAAACAUUCAGUUAAUGGAGCUGGUAGUAGUGGUGUACCUUGAGCACUCCAAGCUACAAGCAGUGAAAAGGGUCACUGUGAUAAGUGGCUAUCGCUGGCUCUGAUAUCUCUGGCGUAGGUGGGUGGGUUGUCUAGUGUGUGUGUUUAGGGGUGAAUACUUUGUUAGAGUCCCAGCUGGCAGCCUCAUUGGGGUGCUGGGGGACCGUUGGAGCCUUUAACACACUGGCCCCUGGCCCUGGGCCAUCCAACACCAGUAGGACCAUGUUCCUCCUCUUAUCUUUUGGCUAGACUGGACCAGAACUCAACCGCACAGCCUUUGGACCGGCCUGACCUUAGCAUGGAUGUCCCUUCAGGUUCCAUGUGUCAUCAUGGUGGAGCAGAGCUUUCCUCUGCAAGAGAGUAAACACAGAACUCACUGUGUGUGUGUAAAGGCUGUGCUCACAGUGAUGCCAUUCUGUUCCCCAUAGAAGACAUGAACACUGCACUGAACCAUGCCCUUUUGACUAGAGGGCAUUUACUGUAUAGGCCCCCUCACACAGGGGUGCUCAACAUGGCUACAGUUUGAUGAGCUAGAGAGGCGGAGCAGUGUUAGACCAGCUGCUUUCAGACCUGGCUCUGCUGCGGAGCUGAAGAGAAACCAAUUCCCAACACAUUGGAAUGGAGUUUGGAUUUACAGGUUGCUACGAAGCACCUCAAAGCAAAUGUUCAGCUGUUGUCAGUGCUCAUUGAUCAGGGGUUUGCUUUGGAUCCUCCAGCAUUUCUUGAAGAAUAUAAAUCAAUAUAUUGUGGUAGUGUGGUAGAAGGUCACUGAAAAGAUGUUGCGCGGACUACACUCAAUGCAUAUAUAAAAAUGAACUAAAUUAAUUAUUGUAGUUGUAAAAAAAUGUAAAGAUUUGCAUGUACCUAAGGACCAAAUUAUUGACUUGGAGUAUUACUGAUGAUUAGUCUCCACGGAACACAAGCUUGUUUUUCUUGGUAAAGCAUCAGUGACUGUAGCUAGCUGUGUUAAACGCUAUAUGAUGCUGAGUGUGCUUGCGACACACUGUGUGUUGGUGAUGUGUUGCUUUUAUGACAUGAUAAUGAUGUGUGUGAGAUACAUUCAUGUCUUCGAUAUGCUCAGUGGUUGUUUAGGUGCGACGUGUGUGUUGAUAUCUAUCCUUAUCUAAUGCACUGAUGUUGACAUUAGGGCUGUCCCCGACCCCCCGCCACCCCCCCCCAAAAAAAACAUAUUGGUCGACCGAGAGUCAUCUGUUCUUUCAACUAAUCUAUUGGUCUAAAUUUUUUAACGUGUAUUUUUCCAUAUAUAGACACACCCUAUGUGUUUGAAUAAAAUCAACUAUAUGUACUGAGCUUGUCUGAUGCUUUAAGCCCACUGUUUGAUUAAAUGGGUAAGACACACAAAUGACUCAAGAAGGGAGCCCGAUGGCCACGCUGGGUUAAAAUGAAAUGACAGUGAGUGCCUGUGUGACUGGUGCACGUUGUCUAUCUCCUCCCUGCUGCAGCGAACAUACACAGCAAGUGUUUAUCGCGCUGUCUGUACUGAAGCUGCAACAUAAUUACAGCCAUUUUGUUUCUUACUUGUUUCUGACUCAAUAGUUCUGUUACCGAAAUACCUCAUUUGUUUAGGAAAAUCAUUCCCUAUUCCCUCAACCCUUGCUCUCUUUACGUGAAAAAUGUAUGCUUUUGACCAAUAGGGCCUGACCUAUAACCUAUCAUAAUCUCAUCAAUAAAUUGGUUAUAACAAACUCUAAGCACCGUAACAGAUGUGACAGCAAAAUGGAUGCGGAGGACGUGAAAAAGAAACUGCCAAAUGUUUACUGGUUGCUCAGGAGGGAAAGGGGAAGUCAGAUCUGUGGAAGACAUUUGACUUAGUUGUAGAAACUACUGGAGAUCAAGAGAAAGGAGGGUAUAGGAGCAAGCGUUGCAUGAGUAUUGUGUGUGCCAAACAGUUAAUGUUUUUUUCUGACCAUUUGGAACAGUGUGAACAACACUAAAUAAAUAAGUGUACCAUAGUCUGUUCUAACGAAGAAUAAACAUAUAUAUACUCUAUAAAACCUUUAUUACAGCAGAAUAACAGUUAUAUGCAUUCGUGAAUUGCGGUAAAAUUUUUGGCCUAAUUAUUGAAAGCUCCCGUUGUUAUUUAAUUUAAAAACUAAAAUGGUUUAAAACCAAAAACCAGGGUAUAGGAGCGAGAGCUGCGUGCUUAUUAUGUGUGACAAACAGGUGCUGUUAGAUUACAAUAUAAUUUUUCUGCCUGUUUGGAUCAGUGUAAACAACACUAGAUAAAUUAUAAUUAAUACCAGUCUGUUCUAACCCUGCCUUUAUUACAGCAUAGCUAGGAUUAAAAACAGACGAACCUGUGAAAUUGCUUUACCCGACAUUUUGCCGUUGCAUGAGGCUUGGUGCUCACGGAAUCAGUAGGCUAUUAAAUAAACACUCAAACUGGCAACAGAAGCAAGGUCUGUCUUAUUUCUUUGGAAAUACAUUACCGGUCAAAAGAUUUAGAACACCUACUCAUUCAAGGGUUUUUCUUUAUUUUUUCUAUUUUCUACAUUGUAGAAGAUAGCCCUAUUUGGUAAAAGACCAAGUCCAUAUUAUGGCAAGAACAACUCAAAUAAGCAAAGAAAAAUGACAGUCCAUCAUUACUUUAAGACAUGAAGGUCAGUCAUUACGGAACAUUUCAAAAACUUUGAAAGUUUCUUUAAGUGCAGUCGCAAAAACCAUCAAGCGCUAUGAUGAAACUGUCUCUCAUGAGGACCGCCACAGGAAUGGAAGACCCAGAGUUACCUCUGCUGCAGAGGAUAAGUUCGUUAGAGUUACCAGCCUCAGAAAUUGCAGGUCAAAUAAAUGCUUCACAGAGUUCAAGUAACAGACAUCUCAACAUCAACUGUUCAGAGGGGACUGUGUGAAUCAGGCCUUCACGGUCGAAUUGCUGCAAAGAAACCACUACUAAAGGACACCAAUAAGAAUAAUAGACUUGCUUGGGCCAAAAAACACGAGCAAUGGACAUUAGACUGGUGUAAAUAGUCCUUUGGUCUGGAGUCCAAGUUUGAGAUUUUUGGUUCCAACCGCUGUCUUUGUGAGACACGGUGUGGGUGAACGGAUGAUCUCCGCAUGUGUAUUUCCCAUCAUAAAGCAUGGAGGAGGAGGUGUUAUGGUGUGGGGGUGCUUUGCUGGUGACACUGUCUGUGAUUUAUUUAGAAUUCAAGGCACACUUAACCAGCAUGGCUACCACAGCAUUCUGCAGCGAUACGCCAUCCCAUCUGGUUUGGACUUAGUGGGACUAUCAUUUGUUUUUCAACAGGACAAUGACCCAACACACGUCCAGGCUGUGUAACGGCUAUUUUACCAAGAAGGAGAGUGAUGGAGUGCUGCAUCAUGUGACCUGGCCUCCACAAUCCCCCGACCUCAACCAAAUUGAGAUGGUUUGGGAUGAGUCGGACAGCAGAGUGGAGGAAAAGCAGCCAACAAGUGCUCAGCAUAUGCUGGAACUCCUUCAAGACUGUUGGAAAAGCAUUCCAGGUGAAGCUGGUUGAGAGAAUGCCAAGAGUGUGCAAAGCUGUCAUCAAGGCAAAGGGUGGCUAUUUGAAGAAUGUCAAAUAUAAAAUAUAUUUUGAUUUGUUUAACACUUUUGGUUACUACAUGAUUCCAUAUGUGUUAUUUCAUAGUUUUGAUGUCUUCACUAUUAUUCUACAAUGUAGAAAAUAGUAAAAAUAAAGAAAAACCCUUGAAUGAGUAGGUGUUCUAAAACUUUUGACCGGUAGUGUAUAUGGAUGAUUUAUAAAGCCAGGCACAUUUAAGAGUUAAGCUAUUGAUGAUUAUUGGGGCGGCAGGUAGCUUAGUGGUUAAGAGCGUUGUGCCAGUAACCGAAAGGCCGCUGCUUCUUAUCCCCGAGCCGACUAGGUGAAAAAUCUGUCGAUGUGCCCUUGAGCAAGGCACUUAACUCUAAUUGCUCCUGUAAGUCGCUCUGGAUAAGAGCGUCUGCUAAAUGACUCAAAUGUAAAUGUAAAUGAUUAUGGACUUAAUUAAGUUGGGGUUUCCUCUCUCCUCAAUUUUCUUAGACAAUUAGGCUAAGGCAAGGGCUGUUUCCUCUUCUCUGCUACUGCUGCCUCCGCCGCAUUGUUCUCAAUCCCAAUAUGCUGGUUAACUUUGCUAUUAUGCACAUAGCAACAUAGGGAAAGGCGCCAAUUCUACGCCGCACUGAAGAUUGUUUCAGAACUGCGGACAGCGACCGUAUCCAAUCCUGGAGAAAGCGAAUUUGUUAUAAAAUAAUAUUCGAUUUAUUAGUGUUGCACUAUUAUUUUUACAUAAUAUAUCUAUAUACAAUUUCAGCAUCACAUGUCUUAGAGUGAUAGACGGUGCCAUCCCCUUGGCCUCCGCAAUGAAUUAGUCCACUGAGACGGGCGCGAAUCAGACAGGUGUCUUGUGCACCUUCAACAUUUUUUUUAUUAAAUUGCGACUGCUCGAUUAAAGAAAUAUUGGUCCACCAACAGCCUUUCAACCAGACAAUCAACCAGUGGACUAAAUGGGGUCAGCCCUAGUUGACAUACUUAAGUACAUGGUGUGUGUGCAGGUGUCUGUACAUACAGUAUGUUCUGUGUUCUGAUGAAGUGUGUUUGACAUGUGCAUCCUCUGUCCCACCCAGCCUAAGAUACUGCGCCCAGCGCUGCUCCCUGGUGAAGAGUUUGUAUCGGAGGGUCUGAGGGUGGUCCUGGACCCUGAUGGCAGAGAGGAGGCUACGGGGGGGCUGCUCGGGGGACCACACAUCCUGCCAGCAGAGGGAGCCCUCUUCCUCACCUCCUACCGCAUCAUCUUCAAGGGCUCCCCACACGACCCACUAGGUAAAUCAUCCAGCUAGCAUUUAAUUAUAUCUGUCCCUGUUGAGAGAGUGCACUUUGGGAUUCCCAAUGUAGUUCACUAUAUAGGGUAUCAUUUUCAGAUGAAGCCUGUUUGAAUGUGUUGUGUGGAUGAGGUACGUUAGCAUAGAAGUGUAUGUUGAGGUGUUGUCCUGUGUGUGGGAGCAGUGGGGGAGCAGGCAGUGAUCAGGAGCUUCCCAGUGUCCACCUUGACCAAGGAGAAGAAGAUUAGCAUCCAGAACCAACUGCAGCAGAACAUGCAGGAGGGACUGCAGCUCCGCUCGGCAUCCUUCCAGGUAACACACACACACCUACUCCUGAUGAUGUGGAUGAUAAUGAAGAUGAAGGUACAAAUUAUGUGAUGUUGAUGCUACAGGCUUUUCCAUUAUUCAUUUCAUCGUGGAGGGGACUGUGGGACCGUUCGUACGUUAGUCACACGCGAUAUCUCAGACAGCACUGGGCCGAUUUUGACUAAACUUGGGUGAAUGAUGCGUCUUGCCAUAGAGACCCGGCAUUUACAAAACUGAUUGGCCCAAGGUGUGAGCUAUAGUAAUUAACUUAAAUAUGUUGGUCACACGUGGCACUGCUUCAUUCAUGGGCGACGACAUGUUUACUGUUCCCUUGUCUCUCGUUUAAGUACACAAAGUCCUAUUUCUUAGAUGCUAAAUAAAUGCUAACAUAGUUUGUCUAAGUAUGUGAGUGUUCCCUCCUUUUGCCCCAAGCCAAGUAUAAGAUUGCUAGAACAUGUAUAACAGAUUCACAGAGAACCCAGAAUUACUGAUCAGUUGUGACAUUUGGAGAGAUUAAAGGAAUGAAUAUGCUCCAGACUCUUCCCUACAUCCAGCCUGAAUACAUUUCUUGGACGUUAUACGAGUAACCUAUGUUGACUUUGAUUUGAAGGAAAAAAAGGCAACCGUGCACAUGUUUUUGGUCAUUCACAAUUCAUGUAGUGCUGUAAAAAUGUUAUGGUUCAUUCCUAUCUUUUUAGUAACACGGACAAUAAAACAGGCCUUUAUGUGGGGAGGGGAUCACUUGGCCUGGCUGGGCCUGUGUGUGCGAGCUAGAGUGUGUGCGAGCUAGAGUGUGUGCGAGCUAGAGUGUGUGCGAGCUAGAGUGUGUGUUUGUGUGUGAGCGAGCUAGAGUGUGUGUUUGUGUGUGAGCGAGCUAGAGUGUGUGUUUGUGUGUUGCUAAGCCUGGCCAGAGGGCUGUGUCUACGUCUGGGGUGCGUUAUUAGGCCUUCAUUGAGAGCUGCAGGCUGCUGGGGAUCCACAGGAGAGCGGGGGUGGGGGGGGGGGGAUGUUGGGGGAGGGAUGGAUGGGGAGUGGAGGGACUACCAGGUCAGGGCAGUCAAUGAGAAGCGGACGUCACUCUGGAAAGACGUUCUGUGUGAAAUAUGUGAACAUUCCGUACUUUCUGUUUCCGAUUUGCAAUUAUUAGUAUUUGCCUCCCUGCAAGAAAAAAAUUAAACAUGCGAAAAUAAAUGUGCAGAAUUUUUGGCCUUCACAGAUGUGCGUAUCUGCAGAGCCAUUUAGAUUUAUGAAUGCAUUAUUAUUUUCCAGCCAUUCCAUGGAAGGCCAUUUGUUUAAUCUGGAGGCAAUGAGCUCACAUGUUCCCUGAUGCUUCCUGUGUCCUCUUCAGUUGAUCAAAGUGGCAUUUGAUGAGGAGGUGAGCUCAGAGAUGGUGGAGAUCUUCAGGAAACACAUCCAGAGAAUCCGCUACCCUCAGUCCAUCUUCAGCACAUUCGCCUUCGCAGCGGGCCAGACCGCUCCCCAACUCAUCCUUCCCAAACAGAAGGAGAGGAACACAGGUUUCAGGUCAGUCCCACCUCUCUCUACCUCUACCUCACUGUUCUACCUCAAAGUUGUUUUAGAUGGCAAAUCCCAUUAUGUGGUUGAAAGGUUCCUGUAAUAACUCCCACAACCGACACCGCCUGAAAGUGUUGAGAAAUCUUCCUUAUCUGAUGCUGGAAUCAGACAUGAUAAAUUAUGUUAUGGUCUCCUCAUCCUCCUCCUAACAGGACACUGUCCAAGACCAUUGUGAAAGGAGCCAAGAGAGCUGGGAUGAUCACCAUGGGCCGUCAGAGUCAGACCACGCUGAAGAAGAACGACAGAGGGAGUCGGAUGACCUGGCACGAGGAUGAUGACAUCUCAGGUAUGAGCAGACUGAUGUUAAACUCCUACAAGGGAGAAGAGGAGGGGGAGUUUUGACAAGCUGGAGUUUCCUGACCAGUUACCUGACCUUGGCUCUCUCUCUCUCUCUCUCUCUCUCUCUCUCUCUCUCUCUCUCUCUCUCUCUCUCUGUCUCUCUCUCUCUCUGUCUCUCUCUCUCUCUGUCUGUCUGUCUGUCUGUCUGUCUGUCUGUCUGUCUGUCUGUCUGUCUGUCUGUCUCUCUGUUCCAGUGUCAGAUGAGGGCGAGCCACCCCCCAGCAGCACGUUGAGGGCGUCGGAGAAGUCCACCAUGGAGCAGCUGGUGGAGCGGGCGUGUUUCCGUGACUACCAGCGGCUGGGCCUGGGAACCAUCACAGCCAGCUCCUCCCGCUCUAAGACCGGAGAGCAGUUCAGAGUCACUGCAGUCAACAGACUCUACUCCCUCUGCCACAGGUACAGAUAUUGGCGCUCUGAUCAAUGUAGAAGAGGUGUAUUCAGUGUUCAUGUAUUGGUUGUAUCAGAUCAAACUGCCAUCAUAGGUGUCCCAAUAGUGGUCUCCAUCAUAGGCUGAUGGUGUGUGCACCCCACAGUUACCCAGGGCUCCUGGUGGUUCCCCAGUCGGUGCAGGACAGCAGCCUGCAGAAGGUGGCCCGUUGUUACAGACACAACCGCCUGCCAGUGGUGUGUUGGAAACACCCCCGCACCAAAGCUGUGCUGCUACGAUCCGGAGGCAUCCACGGCAAGAGUGUUGUGGGACUCUUUAAGUCCCAGAACCAAUCUUCAACAGGUACAGUACAAACACACAUGACUUACUUACACACACCUGUAGAAACCUUUUGAUACCAUUCUCGUAAGGCGUACACCGUACAGAAUUUAAAGGACUUACAUUAGAUAGUCAUGUUCUAAAAUUGAAGACAGUUGAUGUUGAAUAUGUCUAAUGACUGGUCUCCUCUCCCUCUAGCCCCUGCCAACUCUUCAGAGUUGUCCAGUAGUCUGGAGCAGGAGAAGUAUCUACAGGCCAUCCUCAACUCCAUCCCCGUCUACUUCAAACUGAACGGCAGUAACACUCUGUCCAACCGCUCUCUCAUCGGCCUCUCACCAGGUACCCCCUGCUCUGGGCUCUGCUCUGGGCUCUGCUCUGGGCUCUGCUCUGGGCUCUGCUCUGGGCUCUGCUCUGGGCUCUGCUCUGGGCUCUGCUCUGGGCUCUGUCCUGCUCUAGACUGGUGGUGUUUUUCCCACUCUGUCACUAUUGUUUUUGUGUGUUUGUCCUCGUUCCUUCAGUGUUAUUCUGCUGAUUAUCUUAGUGAGGUUUCCUCUGGGCCGCUGCCUGUUAUUUAUGUUGUGUCCGUUGUGUUUGGAAGGAACUGUGGCACAAUGUUAUGGUUAUGUAAGAGGAACAGGACACCCAGGGGUCACCAUCCAUCCAUCUCCCCAGACUUCACCCGACCGCCAAGUGCCAGUCCAGAGAGCUGUGUGACCAGCACAUACUCUACGCAAAGUCAGCGGGAUUCUGUUUCCCAUGUAACCGCAAUAGAUCUUUAGUCUCUGGGAACUGGGUCAAAACACACCCGGAAUCAAUGUCAAUGGCAUCCAUCUCCAUCUCCCAGCUUUAAGAUCUACGUCUGCAGGGAUCAAAUAGUCUUAAUGGGGGAAAUAGGAUUCCCAAGGCUUGAUAGCUUCAGACUUUCUGAUUAUGUUCAGAUAAGCUAAUUGGAAUUUAAGCAACGGGACACGAUUGCCGAGUGUGAGCCCAAGGCUUAGGCCUAAUUGAAACACAGCAAUCAGUGUUUUCCCCCCUAAAUGUAGGUAAUGCAACUCUCUGUUAGCUCGUCUCAUUUAACUCUUAAGUAAUCCCUCCUUGCAUUAUCAUUGAAAAAUCUGGCCUAAUCUCCCAGGUCUGUGUCCAUUUUGUGUAAAAUCUGAGACACACUGUGGGGUAGUUAUGUUCUCAGAUGCUGUGUCUGACAAAUAUAGAUGGUUAGUCAUCCAGGCAUGGUUUUCAUUCGCUAUGCUCUCUGGGUGUGUGUUACUGUGUUUGUCCUGGUUACAGCUGAAUGGUGGUGUUAUCCCCGUUUCAUGUCUGUGUGUACUCUUCAGGCAGUGAAAGGAGGACAUCUAGAAUACCAAAGAUGGCCCCCGUCCAUUUGGACAUGCCCUUCUCCAACAGCUUUGCCAGAGGAGGUGAGUGCUGUACCCACGUGUCACUUCCUCAAAGUCCUAUAUAUCACACUGCAACCGCAGUUCUGGAAAUAAACUGGCCCCCUUUUGGUCUAUGACUCAGCUAUUUGUCAUCUGUAUUUGCCAUUAAUACACAUGGUGAUGGUCUGUGUGUUACAUGAUUAUUAAGGCAGCAGAUGUGCCCCACUAGAGCACUAUGCUAGUAGGUCACAACUUCAUACAAACAGGUUGACACAUUUCAACUUCAACAUUGUAAAAAUCCUAUAGGAGGAGCACGUGGAGUUCACUGGCGUUUUCUGACAGUUUACAGUAAUGGUAUGAAGUGGAAUGACACGCUAGGCAAAUUACUGUUCAUGGCCCAGUUCAAUACACUGAGCAGUUUCCAUUUCAAAUAUAGCACAAGCUGUGACUCCAAAAUCCAUCUUUAAGAGCAUCUUUAGUGUAAUGUUAACAACGAGGUUGAUCUGCUUAUUCAUUUAAACACAUUAAUCUGUUGAUCAUUACUCUUAUUCAACAUGGCCUAUUUGUAGCUUGUCAAAUAAAUGUGACCUAGUAGUCUGGUAUGACCAGUGAAGAUGUCUCCAUAUCUGGAAGAUGUCUGUCAUUGGCAUGCAGCUGUCUGCAUCAUGAUUUGAGAGAAGUCUUCUCUGGAAGUUGAAGUGCAUAAGUGUAUUAUUGGGUUAGUUGCCACAGUUCCUGUAAUAUUCAACCACAAGAUUGCUACACCCAAAGAUGACUUUCAAUGUCAUUCACAGCAGCAUUAAGUGGAUUUCGAUUAGUCUUCUAAGAAAUGUUCAAAUAUUUCCAAUAACAUGGGGCUUCUUUGGGAUUUUGAUAAUCGUCUCUUCAUUUUUACACAACAUCAUGGUCUGUACUAUGUCAUGCAUGUUAACCCCCAUUCUGUUCAUCUCAAGACUGAAUUACAAAUGAAUAUUUUCCUUUGGUAUUCAUAUCUUUCCACCACCCAACCCUGUUGGUCCUCUGUAGCUCAGCUGGUAGAGCACGGCGUUUGUAACGCCAAGGUAGUGGGUUCGAUCCGUUGGGGUGUGUGCCGGUAUGUUAUGUCCAUCUGAUAUUGUGAUCUUUCUGUACCCCCCUCCACCUCACCCAUAACCUGCCAGUGCUUGGGUACAGGGAUAAGCUAUUCACUCACUCAAACCAAAAACCUACCGCUAAGGGGAGAAUCCAAAAUCAAGGUAUAGUGAAAAUGUUUACUCUCUUCAGAUCUCACCCCACCGUUCUUCCUCCACCCCUCUUUAUUAACAUCUUAAUCUUAUUUCCUGGUCAUUGAUCCUAUCUAACCCACACUCAUGCCUCUGUAACAGUUAGACAUGUAUCCUGUGUUCGGUGUGCUCAUCUCUUUCGAGUAAUAGGCAGUAUCUCUGUGGAGAUUCCUGGUAUCACUCAUGGCUUCCUCUUUUGGCGCGCUUGGGCAAGGCUGAGGUUCUCCUCUGCUGGAAAAUAAUCUGACUGUGGUCCACUUCAGGGUAAAUGUAGUCCACUUGUCACUGAAUGUGAUGUCUCAGAAGUUGUGGAUGUGGUCAGUCAGCAGUCUUGGCCCAAUGGGAGGUACUGUGGGCUCAGCUCGGUCAUGACAGGCAGCUCGGGAAUGAGGCCUCCGUGGCCUAACCUCUGCAUUGUAUUCAAUGUGUGUCUAGCCUUCUUAAGGCAAGAUAGGAUUUAGAAUGUAAGGUACCUGCCUAUUGGUUGAUGGUUUGAUUGGUUGAGAGCUCACUCUAAAUUGUUGUAAUUGAUAUCCGGCGGUUUAAUUCGACAAUGUACUCAAUGCCAAAGCUGCUUAAACACUAAAUGUGGUGUCCUUUCCCUUAUCUACCAACAGCCUGGCUCAGACCGGGCCCCUGAGGGCAGUAACAGCAGCAUAAGCAAAGCGGAGGAAGUAUGGUUUAUCACAAAAAGUUAUUGCAUAUACAGAUCUGUAUUGUAGUUAUCUUGGUGGUAGUGGUUUGUCAGAGAGAAAUGAGCAUCCCUCAGUUUCUUCCCCUUGGAUUAGUGAAUGAAUAGAUCUGUGCCCAUAGAUUUAGUGUCCAAAUUCUAUUUCUGUGUCUGCACCCUUCAAUGUGUCAAUGUGCUAUAGUCUUUAUGUCGCUAUGUGCCAUUCUGUCAUCUGUUUCCCCAGUAUGGUGGUCUAGGCUGUUAGUGCUUAACCAACCCCUCUCUGUGGUCAUUCAUUGUCAUGCCAAACAUAACAGAGGAGCACGAGUAUUGGACCAGGCUAGCUAGCACCUUUUGUGUUCCAGCCCUCUACAGGCCUGCGGUGCCAACUCUAACUGUACCUCUCUCGCUGUGUUGUUGCAGGUGUCUGGGCCAGCCUGCGUUCCAGCAGCCGCUUCAGCCAGCACCCGUCUGCAGCCGAUGUUGGCGCCAGGCUGGCAGGGAAGGAUUUGGCGCCCCCUGCAGGCAGCGAGAGCCUGCAUGCCCAGCUCCUCAAACAGCAGGCUGCCCUCUACAUUUUUGGAGAGAAGUCCCACCUCAGGGUAAGACGAAAGUUAUAAGAGUAUUUGUCUAUGGGAGGGCUGGUACAUUUUUACAAGAUACUGUGUAGGGGAAUCAGGUCACUCCAGUCUAGAAUGUGUAACCACUGUUUUGUUCCAGCAGACUGUACAUUUCCAAACUGAUAAGGGGACUUGAUUGCAAUUAAUCAAAAUUAUGAUUUAUUAUUAAUACAGUCCCACAUCUCUAAUAAUAUUACAUUUGGACUGCUGUUGGAACAUUCUGCUCAUUUCAGUCACUUGUUCAAGUAGAGCAGUGUGUCUGUGUGUGUUGAAUGUGAAAUUGAUAUUAUUUUCAUUGGCUAAAAGAGGUUAUAAAUAAAUGUGAGCGUGGUGGAGUCGCCAGCUGUGUGGGUGGCUGUAAUUGGCCAGUGGCCACAUUGACAGAGACAGUCUUCUCUUAAAUGAAACUUCUACUUCAUUUCCUAACAGAAGGCCUAUUUUUACCUCAUACGUCCCAAGUAUUUAAGAUAUUCCCUAUCUGUGUCUUCUGUUUGAAUUUUAUUUAUUUAUUUGUCAGUCAGAGUUUUACGUGUCUUUUAAUCAGUCUUUCAGAGUGUUAUUUUAAUGUCUGUGUCUACUAGUGAUAGUUGACUCUCAGGGACUGUUAAUUUUCAAUGACAUUUCUCCGCUUUUGUCAGGGCUUCAAACUGGACUCUACUCUGAACUGUGAACUGGUGCCUGUGGACUUUGCUGACACGCGGCAGAUCAAAGGUGCCUUUAAGAAGCUGCUGAGGGCAUGUGCUCCGAGCGCUACGUCUUCAGACACAGAGGACUCCUUCCUCAAAGCCCUGGAGGACUCUGAGUGGAUCCUUCAAGUGAGCUCCCGUCAUAUACACAAAUACAUACUCACCAAUAUACAUAUAGUUGAAGUAGGAAGUUUACAUACACUUACUUAGGUUGGAGUCAUUAAAACUUGUUUUUCAACCACUCCACAAAUGUCUUGUUAACAAACUAUAGUUUUGGCAAGUCAAUUAGGACAUCUACUUUGUGCAUGACACAAGUCAUUUUUCCAACAAUUGUUUACAGACAGAUUAUUUCACUUAUAAUUCACUGUAUCACAAUUCCAGUGGGUCAGAAGUUUACAUACACUAAGUUGACUGUGCCUUUAAACAGCUUGGAAAAUUCCAGAAAAUGAUGUCAUGGCUUUAGAAGCUUGUGAUAGGCUAAUUGAUAUAAUUUCAGUCAAUUGGAGGUGUACCUGUGGAUGUAUUUCAAGGCCUACCUUCAAACUCAAUGCCUCUUUGCUUGACAUCAUGGGAAAAUCCAAAGAAAUCAGCCUGAAGGUACCACGUUCAUCUGUACAAACAAUAGUACGCAAGUAUAAACACCAUGGGACCACGCAGUCGUCAUACCGCUCAGGAAGGAGACGUGUUCUGUCUCCUAGAGAUGAACGUACUUUGGUGCGAAAAGUGCAAAUCAAUCCCAGAACAACAGCAAAGGACCUUGUGAAGAUGCUGGAGGAAACAGGUACAAAAGUAUCGAUAUCCACAGUAUAACGAGUCCUAUAUCGACAUUAACCUGAAAGGCCGCUCAGCAAAGAAGAAGCAACAGCUCCAAAACCGCCAUAAAAAAGCCAGACUACGGUUUGCAACUGCACAUGGGGACCAAGAGGGUACUUUUUGGAGAAAUGUCCUCUGGUCUGAUGAAACAAAAAUAGAACUGUUAGACCAUAAUGACCAUCGUUAUAUUUGGAGGAAAAAGGGGGGGCUUGCAAGCCGAAGAACACCAUCCCAACCGUGAAGCAUGGGGGUGGCAGCAUCAUGCUGUGGGGGUGCUUUGCUGCAGGAGGGACUGGUGCACUUCACAAAAUAGAUGGCAUCAUGAGGAAGGAAAAUUAUGUGGAUAUAUAUUGAAGCAAUAGCUCAAGACAUCAGUCAGGAAGUUAAAGCUUGGUCGCAAAUGGGUCUUCCAAAUGGACAAUGACCCCAAGCAUACUUCCAAAGUUGUGGCAAAAUGGCUUAAGGACGUCAAAGUCAAGGUAUUGGAGUGGCCAUCACAAAUACCUGACCUCAAUCCUAUAGAACAUUUGUGGGCAGAACUGAAAAAGCGUGUGCGAGCAAGGAAGCCUACAAACCUGACUCAGUUACACCAGCUCUGUCAGGAGGAAUGGGCCAAAAUUCACCCAACUUAUUGUGGGAAGCUUGUGGAAGGCUACCCGAAACGUUUGACCCAAGUUAAACAAUUUAAAGGCAAUGCUACCAAAUACUAAUUGAGUGUAUGUAAACUUAUGACCCACUGGGAAUGUGAUGAAAGAAAUAAAAGCUGAAAUAAAUCAUUUUCUCUACUAUUAUUCUGACAUUUCACAUUCUUAAAAUAAAGUGGUGAUCCUAACUGACCUAAGACGGGGAAUUUUACUAGUAUUACAUGUCAGGAAUUGUGAAAAACUGAGUUUAAAUGUAUUUGCCUAAGGUGUAUGUAAACUUCCGACUUCAACUGUACAUACACACCCUCCUACGGUUUCCACAACAACAACUCACUGACCCUCGGUGAGAGAUCUGUGAGAACGAACCAGCGACGUGCUCUCCAUGAUCUUGCUGUGUGACUCUGACCUCAUCCUUUAUUCUCUCCUCAUCCUAUAAGCUUCUUUCCCAAGGGAAAUGAUAACGAUUCAAACAGACAUGGGAGAACCACUAAAUUGCUUAUCAUGGUAGUUAUCAUAGUGACAACCACAGCCUAUGGCCCUGCAUUAAAUGUGUCAUAAACAACAGAACAAUAUUAUCUGGGAGAAGCCCUGCUCAGGCUCCACAGUCUUAACUCAGCACUCUUUUGAGUCUGUGGCCAGUAGACUAAAAAUAACUAUGAAUCCACAGGAACAGCUUAACGGCAUGAACUGACAGUGUAUUAUUGUGUGUGUAUGUGUUCCCGGCAGCUUCACAAGCUCCUGCAGCUGGCCCUGAUUCUGGUGGAGCUGCUGGACAGUGGCUCAUCUGUCCUGCUGAGUCUGGAGGAUGGCUGGGAUAUCACCACACAGGUGAGCCUCACGCACACACACACUGUCUCUACCCCAGCAGGAGUAGUGGAAGAAGGGGACUGGGGAUGUAGGAGGGUAGGAGAGAGAGUGGGACUGGGAAUGUAGGAGAGAGAGGGGGACUGGGGAUGUAGGAGGGUAGGAGAGAGAGGGGGACUGGGGAUGUAGGAGGGUAGGAGAGAGAGGGGGACUGGGGAUGUAGGAGGGUAGGAGAGAGAGGGGGAAGAAAAGGAAAAGAGAGAGACAUCUCGGCUGAAACUGACAAGUGAAACGUCUACACCAGGGGUGUCAAACAUACAGCCCGCGGGCCAGGGUCCAAUCCAGGCCGCGGGUGGUUUGAGUAAAACAAAAAAAGCCAGGCUGUAGGUACAGUGAGUGAAAAAAGUAUUUCAUCCCCUGCUGAUUUUGUACGUUUGCCCACUGACAAAGAAAUGAUCAAUCUAUAAUUUUAAUGGUAGGUUUAUUUGAAGUGAGAGACAGAAUAACAACAAAAUAAUCAAAAAAAACGCAUGUCAAAAAUGUUAUAAAUUGAUUUGCAUUUUAAUGAGGGAAAUAAGUAUUUGACCCCCUCUCAAUCAGAAAGAUUUCUGGCUCCCAGGUGUCUUUUUAUACAGGUAACGAGCUGAGAUUAGGAGCACACUCUUAAAGGGAGUGCUCCUAAUCUCAGUUUGUUACCUGUAUAAAAGACACCUGUCCACAGAAGCAAUCAAUCAAUCAGAUUCCAAACUCUCCACCAUGGCCAAGACCAAAGAGCUCUCAAAGGAUGUCAGGGACAAGAUUGUAGACCUACACAAGGCUGGAAUGGGCUACAAGACCAUCGCCAAGCAGCUUGGUGAGAAGGUGACAACAGUUAGUGUGAUUAUUCGCAAAUGGAAGAAACACAAAGUAACUGUCAAUCUCCCUCUGCCUGGGGCUCCAUGCAAGAUCUCACCUGGUGGAGUUGCAAUGAUCAUGAGAACGAUGAGGAAUCAGCCCAGAACUACACGGGAGGAUCUUGUCAAUGAUCUCAAGGCAGCUGGGACCAUAGUCACCAAGAAAACCAUUGGUAACACACUACGCCGUGAAGGACUGAAAUCCUGCAGCGCCCGCAAGGUCCCCCUGCUCAAGAAAGCACAUAUACAGUGGGGAGAACAAGUAUUUGAUACACUGCCGAUUUUGCAGGUUUUCCUACUUACAAAGCAUGUAGAGGUCUGUAAUUUUUAUCAUAGGUACACUUCAACUGUGAGAGACAAAAAUCCAGAAAAUCACAUUGUAUGAUUUUUAAGUAAUUAAUUUGCAUUUUAUUGCAUAACAUAAGUAUUUGAUACAUCAGAAAAGCAGAACUUAAUAUUUGGUACAGAAACCUUUGCUUGCAAUUACAGAGAUCACACGUUUCCUGUAGGUCUUGACCAGGUUUGCACACACUGCAGCAAGGAUUUUGGCCCACUCCUCCAUACAGACAUUUUCCAGAUCCUUCAGGUUUCGGGGCUGUCGCUUGGCAAUACGGACUUUCAGCUCUCUCCAAAUAUUUUCUAUUGGGUUCAGGUCUGGAGACUGGCUAGGCCACUCCAGGACCUUGAGAUGAUUCUUACGGAGCCACUCCUUAGUUGCCCUGGCUGUGUGUUUCGGGUCAUUGUCAUGCUGGAAGACCCAGCCACGACCCAUCUUCAAUGCUCUUACUGAGGGAAGGAGGUUGUUGGCCAAGAUCUCGCGAUACAUGGCCCCAUCCAUCCUCCCCUCAAUACGGUGCAGUCGUCCUGUCCCCUUUGCAGAAAAGCAUCCCCAAAGAAUUAUGUUUCCACCUCCAUCCUUCACGGUUGGGAUGGUGUUUUUGGGGUUGUACUCAUCCUUCUUCUUCCUCCAAACACGGCGAGUGGAGUUUAGACCAAAAAGCUCUAUUUUUGUCUCAUCAGACCACAUGACCUUCUCCCAUUCCUCCUCUGGAUCAUCCAGAUGGUCAUUGGCAAACUUCAGAUGGGCCUGGACAUGCGCUGGCUUGAGCAGGGGGACCUUGCGUGCGCUGCAGGAUUUUAAUCCAUGACGGCGUAGUGUGUUACUAAUGGUUUUCUUUGAGACUGUGGUCCCAGCUCUCUUCAGGUCAUUGACCAGGUCCUGCCGUGUAGUUCUGGGCUGAUCCCUCACCUUCCUCAUGAUCAUUGAUGCCCCACGAGGUGAGAUCUUGCAUGGAGCCCCAGACCGAGGGUGAUUGACCGUCAUCUUGAACUUUUUCCAUUUUUUAAUAAUUACGCCAACAGUUGUUACCUUCUCACCAAGCUGCUUGCCUAUUGUCCUGUAGCCCAUCCCAGCCUUGUGCAGGUCUACAAUUGUAUCCCUGAUGUCCUUACACAGCUCUCUGGUCUUGGCCAUUGUGGAGAGGUUGGAGUCUGUUUGAUUGAGUGUGUGGACAGGUGUCUUUUAUACAGGUAACGAGUUCAAACAGGUGCAGUUAAUACAGGUAAUGAGUGGAGAACAGGAGGGCUUCUUAAAGAAAAACUAACAGGUCUGUGAGAGCCGGAAUUCUUACUGGUUGGUAGGUGAUCAAAUACUUAUGUCAUGCAAUAAAAUGCAAAUUAAUGUGAUUUUCUGGAUUUUUGUGAAAUUCUGUCUCUCACAGUUGAAGUGUACCUAUGAAAAAAAUUACAGACCUCUACAUGCUUUGUAAGUAGGAAAACCUGCAAAUAGGCAGUGUAUCAUAUACUUGUUCUCCCCACUGUACAUGCCCGUCUGAAGUUUGCCAAUGAAUAUAUGAAUGAUUCAGUGGAGAACUGGGUGAAAGUGUUGUGGUCAGAUGAGACCAAAAUGGAGCUCUUUGGCAUCAACUCAACUCGCCGUGUUUGGAGGAGGAGGAAUGCUGCCUAUGACCCCAAGAACACCAUCCCCACCGUCAAACAUGGAGGUGGAAACAUUAUGCUUUGGGGGUGUUUUUCUGCUAAGGGGACAGGACAACUUCACCGCAUCAAAGGGACGAUGGAUGGGGCCAUGUACCGUCAAAUCUUGGGUGAGAGCCUCCUUCCCUCAGCUAGGGCAUUGAAAAUGGGUCGUGGAUGGGUAUUCCAGCAUGACAAUGAUCCAAAACACACGGCCAAGGCAACAAAGGAGUGGCUCAAGAAGAAGCACAUUAAGGUCCUGGAGUGGCCUAGCCAGUCUCCAGACCUUAAUCCCAUAGAAAAUCUGUGGAGGGAGCUGAAGGUUUGAGUUGCCAAACAUCAGCCUCGAAACCUUAAUGACUUGGAGAAGAUCUGCAAAGAGGAGUGGGACAAAAUCCCUCCUGAGAUGUGUGCAAACCUCGUGGCCAACUACAAGAAACGUCUGACCUCUGUGAUUGCCAACAAGGGUUUUGCCACCAAGUACUAAGUCAUGUUUUGCAGAGGGGUCAAAUACUUAUUUCCCUCAUUAAAAUGCAAAUCAAUUUAUAACAUUUUUUACAUGCGUUUUUCUGGAUAAUUUUUGUUGUUAUUCGGUCUCUCACUGUUCAAAUAAACCUACCAUUAAAAUUAUAGACCAAUCAUUUAUUUGUCAGUGGGCAAACGUACAAAAUCAGCAGGGGAUCAAAUACUUUUUCCCCUCACUGUAGAUAAGGGAAAGGACACCACAUUUAGUGCUUUGGCAUUGAGUACAUUGUCCAAUUAAACUGCCGGAUAUCAAUUACAACAAUUUAGUGUAUAUGUAUUGUUUGGAAUGUGUUGAAACGAUGCUGAGACUGUAGGGCCCUAUGUCACUAUGUACUGAUUUCAAUCCUGAAAGCACAUGAUUCUGGUUUUUAGGAGAGUAAAAACAAGCUUGUUUUUAUCCUCAUACAUUUUCUGUUCCUGUUCGCUCUGCUGCAGCGCUCAGCGUUUUGUCACAUUUUUGCACUGUGAGCUCACAUUUUCCACGCCAACCUGUUAAGUGAGCGUGUGUUAUUGGGGAUGGCAUUGUGUGUGUGCGCGUGGCCUCCAAAUGUGUUUACUGGGCCCGUAAAGCCCAGGGCUGCCGUGUAAAAGCACAGGCGCAGCCUCGCUUCCCGUGCCAGGCACGUGUCAGGCCCAGAGCAUCUUGCUCAUCACGGUGGGGCCUGAUCAGCCUUGCUCCAGGAGAUGGGCUCCAUAUGCCUUGGCUCUUCAGUCUCCUGACCAACUCAUAGACAGACACCCAGCAGAGGAGAAGCAGAACCCUGUGUUUCUCGCUCUCCCCUCCUCUUUCCUUUCUGAUGGCCUCCUUCAGUGAUGGUGCUGUGGUCAUUUUGGAGCUCAGGUCUGUACUGGGGAGGACCGCUGGGCUGUGAUGAAGAGGACUUUUCACCAACUCCAGAAAGCCCAUAGCUUUUUGGGAGGAUAUUGUGGUGCACUAGAGAGGAACUGCACUCUGUUUCCUCCAUUCAAAUCAGCCAUAGCCGGCCCCAAUGCAUAUAGAGGGAGAGGAUUCAAACCACAGACAGGAAAGGAAGUGUAACCACAUACCAGGGAGAACAGACAUGGUGUCCUGAGGUUACUGGUUUGGAAAACAGGGUCACUGGAGCCCUCUCCUGGUCACCUACCCCUCUGUCACAGAACUCUGAAGUCCUUGUCACGCCAUCAACAGUUGGCAGCUUUCAGAGUUUUAAAGAACUUCUGAUUGUUUUUUCUCUCACUCCCCCCCCUCUUCCCCCCCCCCCCCCCCCCCGUAUCUCUCGUUCUCUCUCUCUCGGUGUCUUUCUCGCCGAUGUUCUCUCUCUUUCUCCCUCUCCCUUUCUCUCUCCCUCCAGGUGGUGUCCCUGGUCCAGCUGCUGAGUGACCCGUUCUACCGGACCCUGGAGGGCUUCCAGGUGCUGCUGGAGAAGGAGUGGCUGUCCUUCGGCCACAAGUUCAGCCAGCGCUCCAACCUGACCCCCAGCAGCCAGGGCAGCGGCUUCACGCCCAUCUUUCUGCAGUUCCUGGACUGCGUGCACCAGGCAAGCCUUGCACACCCUCCUCCGAGGCCCACACCCCUUUCACUAUCCCCCGUCCGCACACCUCUUCACCCCCUCCCCUCCCUCCCACCAUACCUCCUCCAUGAGCUCAUCACAUUCCUUCAGCGAAGAGAAGAGGAGGAGAGAGACUCAGCUGUCAUUAUCUAUGCACUCGGUUGAGUUUUGUACUCUGCAAUCCCCCCCAUCGGAUAAGUAAUUUAGACAGAGUUGUACGCUGGGGAGUUUCAGCUGCAGGGCUGUUGCCCAGAUGGUCUGUGAACCCUACGGUCAGCGCUGUGCUUUCCGUGCUAUUGUGUUUCACCAUCCCCUCCGCAUUUCCUCCUUCAGUGUUUAAAGCGCAGAGUGGAAAAUUGCAGUUUUGGGGAUUAAAAGUGUCUUUCCUCGGAAGGCGAGGUGGGGAGGUAGUGAGGUUGGGGGGGUGGGAGGUGCAGCUGAAGUGGUCUGGGUUUUACAUGCUCAAAUGCUAACUUUAGAGAACGUUGUGUUUUCUGUCUCCCCCAGGGUCCGGCAGUCCCACUCCCAUACACUUACAUCAACACAUAGUUUAGGAGUUUGUCUUUUGAAAUUGGAGGGGCGUCUGCCAAGGCGGCCUGACGGAGGCUCUCUGGGGCUCGAAGUGCGAUAAACAGGGGGAGAGGGAAUUUGAUGAGUUUCAGAAAAUAGAAGUUCCUCAUCUCAGAAACAGCUGUUGUUUUCGCCAGUACGCCCAGGUGGCCCAAAACAUGCAAAAGAGCGGCAAGGUCCUCUCGCUUGUCCGCUGCUGCACAUUGCUGGACCGGGAUACUGCCUUCUAGCUCUGCCCAGCUUUUGUCUGAGAAUGAUGAUGUCAGUCACUGGCCUUUGCUCCCUGGUCUCCAUUUGAUUCUGCUGGUAAUGGGGAGCGUAUGUAGUCAUAACGGACCCAUCUGUAGUCAUAACACAGGGCCAUGCUCCAGCCAUCACAAUGUGUCACCUUCCCCUCUCUCUCGCUCUCUCUCCCUCCAUCUCCUCUCAUUGCAGAUCCAGGACCAGUGCCCCUUGGAGUUUGAGUUUAAUCAGCACUAUCUGAAGUUCCUGGCAUACCACUACAUCUCCAACCGCUUCAAGAACUUCCUCCUGGACUCCGACUACGAACGCCUGGAGCAUGGUCAGUAUAUUACAAAUACAGUGUAAAGGGAUGAUUUAACAGUAAGGCCAUUUAAGAUCUGUACAUGUAUUAAAAGUAUUUGGCAGAGUUGCCGGCUUCAACAAGCAGAGUGUUGAAACAACUGUUCUGUUUGUGAAAUGAUAGUGUUUAAUGAUAGUGUAAUGGGUCAGGUAUUUCAGGAUACUGACAUGUUGCAGUGAAGCACUUCUAAAUUACCUAGAUCUUAUCUCUUAUCUUAGAUCAGGGAUUUGUCAGCUAAUAGUGGUAGUGUGUCUUAGCCUGUUGAACAACCUCUUCUUUGUCUGUCUCUUCAAAAGGCACAUUGUUCGAGGACAAGCCGGGUGACAAGCAGGCCAGGAGGGGGGUCUGUAUCUGGGAGUGUAUCAGCAGAAUGCACCGAAGGAGUCCGCUGUUCUUCAACUACCUGUACAGUCCCACAGAGGCUGAGGUGACUGCUUGUCUGUGCCGUCUUUGUUUGUGUGUCUUGUGUGUUGCAACUCCCCAAGCAGUUUGCUGCCAUCUCGGAUACAUAGCAAUGGUACUUCAUUAUUUUUGUGUAUGUCAGCCAGAUCCCCAAUGGCCUUUUCUCUAGUUCACUCACUGACUCACAUUUACUCACACCCAAGUUCUCCUGUUCUGGACAUCCUCAGUAGAACAUCCUCAGUAGAGAUACAGGGAUCUUCCCACUUCCCAGAGCAGCCAGUCCAGCUCCUAGAACUUCAGAUGAUCUCUCCCAGAUAAUCUCUCCCACUCUCUUGCACAAGAUGAUGCCUUAUUGUGGUGACCUUCCAGUGUUCCUCUCCCAGUCCUUCUGAAUGUUCUGUAGCAGACUGUUGAUGUUGGUGACGACCGUGAGUAACAGGCCCAGGAGAGUCCAGCUGAACUCUGGACCAGUUCCUUAUCAGUGUUGUUUGGGAUCUUUAAUAAGGAUCGUACCCUUUUUUUAAAAUUUUGCCUAAAAUGACAUACCCAAAUCUAACUGCCUGUAGUGCAGGACCUGAAGCAAGGAUAUGCAUAUUCUUGGUACCAUUUGAAAGGAAACACUUUGAAGUUUGUGGAAAUGUGAAAUUAAUGUAGGAGAAUAUAACACGUUAGAUCUGGUAAAAGAUACGUUUUUUUGUUGCAUCAUCUUUGAAAUGCAAGAGAAAGGGUAGACAGUGAUGUGGGAAUCUAGGUGUAAUUUAGAUUAUGUCCACAAGAUGGCAGCAUUGUGUAUACAAAGUUUCAGACUGAUCCAGUGAAGAAUGACAUUACUAUACAAUAUUUUGUAUCAAGUCUGCCAGGAGUUUUCCCAAAUUUUCUGAAUUGGUCAAUUUAUAAAUUUUCAAGUACAUAACUAUAGAGAAAAUACAAAAAUGGUAUGGUAAUACAAAAAUUAUGUUUACACACUCCCCGGAAUGUCAUGGAUCAUUAGCUUCCCUACAGAAAAUACACUAACCUUCACACAUCUAGAUGGCCGUGUGGGGGGGGUUGGGGGUGGAGCCAGAGACAGCAGGGGGUCAAACUGUAGAACCGUUCCUACAUUUGAAUAUAAAAAUGGAUUUUAUCAAACAAAAUGAUGCUACAUUUUAUCUCUGAGACCCUCAGGAUGACAAAUCAGAGCAAGAUUACUGAAUGUAAGUACAUUAUUUACCUUCAGAGGUGAAUGUAUCAAACCAGUUGCAAUGACAAAAGUGUUUUGUUGUUGUGCACUAUCCUCAAACAAUAGCAUGGUAUUUUUUUGCUGUAAUAGCUACUGUAAAGUGGACACUGCAGUUAGAAUAACAAUAAUUGAAGCUUUCUGCCCAUAUAAGACAUGUCUUUGUCCCGGAAAGUUGGCGUUGUUUCUAGUCACAUAUCGCAUAUGGAGCAGCAACCGUCCCGGUAUAGGGACACCGAUCCCGUAGAGGUUAAUAUCUGUGGUCGUAAAGGAAGCAUCUCGCUUAGCCUCUUCCAACUCCCUGACAGGGACUUUCUAAUGUUGCUGUUUAACCCUCUCUUGACAUACGUCUGGUCUUCAACUUCAAAGUCCAUCCCAAUGGGUUAGUAGUGUUCAUGGGAACUGUAAAUCCUCUUCCCACUGGCCAGCGAUCGCGGCGGCUGUGCCCAUUAUUCCAGGGGCGUAUAAAUCAGAAGGAGGAGGUGAAGGAAAACAGCCCGCGUGUUUGUGCACCCCGGCUCCGACGUGAUUAAGUGUUCAGUGGAGUGUUAGGUCCGGUGGGCCGCAUUCUUUCCCACUGGCUGUAUACAGUGGUGUGCUCACUGAGAGAUUGGACAGAUUCACAUCAUUGGGGAGAGAACUCUACUCUACAGACUUGAUUUCAAACAAGCCAAAAGAGAUAUUUGUCUCAUGUAUUAUCAAUGUAAACUUAUCAGAUUAUCAUAAGUUAUUCAUUUGUUGUUGUUUCAUAUGUUAUUUAGCCGGUGCUCAAGCCCUCUAUUAGCAUCCCUGCUUUGAGGAAGUGGGACUUCUUCACGGGGGAGACCCUGUGCACAGGCCCGUCCUAUGACUGGAGGAUGCUGGCUGUCAGGUCGGAGAGCAUGGAGGAGACAGACACUAUCGCCACCAGCAAGAGGAGGAUCGUGUGGCCCUGCUACAGCAGUGUGGGGCGCGCCCAGCCUGACGCCAUCACCAAGCUCCUGGCUGUGAGUUCUAUAAAUCUGAGUUGGGAUGAUGUUAUCCAUGCCUGACUGUGUGCCUGAUACUGAUGAGAACCCUAUUGAUGUUGCAGGACAUAGAGUGGCUGGAGGGGGAGAUGUGCCAAGCACCAGAGAGGUGGCAGGCCACUCUGGAGAGGGUCAGAGUCAGCAUCCAGGAGGACCUCAAACAGGAGGGAAAUGUAAGACAAAAGCAACACACCUUCCCAUGUUUUCUCCUCUCCCCCUGACUCCUGUUUCCCAUAAACCUUACUUAGCCUUAAGUCAGCUCUUGUUUACUGGAAGGUUCAGCAGGACAGCAUUGCUUCACUCGUCAAUCUGUUUGUGAGUCAAAACAUCCUCCUGAUGUUCUGUGUGCUUUCAUGGCUUUUCUUAUUCCAUCUGUCUGUCUCUGUGUCUGAUUUGCAGCUCCGCAAGCAGUCUGCGUCCAUCUCGGGGCUGAUCCCCACGUCCAGUCUGCAGGCAUUCCAGAGACGCUCCAUGCUGCACCUGCCUGACAGUGGCCUGGGGGAGGACAGCAGCCCCACCGCCACUAACGGGGUCAACCGCCGGGCCGCCACGCUCUACAACCAGUUCACCCCCAAGAACGAGGAAAACAGGUGGGUCUCCACUCCCAGCACUGAUACAGCAAACGGGCCAGGGACUUCUAAUUACUGCUGUUUCCUCACCCAACUCUCUGUAAAGCUUUGACAGAUAGACAGAAUGUCUCUACCAAGCAGAGGUUUUAAAUUCAUCUUAAUGGUGUGUUUUUCAGAUCCUUUGAGGGGAUUCUGUACAAACGAGGAGCACUGCUGAAAGGAUGGAAACCUCGCUGGUUUGUUUUGGACAUUACAAAACACCAGGUGAGUAUUACAGCAUGUUGUAUGUUGCUACCAGUCUGUUCCAGGUCAUUUUUCCACUCCUAUGCCAGUGGUGUUAUGUGUGUGUGUGUGUGUUGUCCCAGCUAAGGUACUACGACACGGGGGAGGACACUAACUGCAGGGGCCAAAUUGACCUGGCAGAGGUGGAGUCAGCUCUGAUCACAACCCCCACCAUAGGAGCUCCUAAACACAUCAGUGAGAAGGCCUUCUUCGACGUGAGUCUCUCUGGUUCUCCAUUCCUCUGUCUGCUUGUGAUCUUAUGUGUUCUGUGGUAGAAUACACUCCAGCCAUGGCAAUAUCAGGCUCUGUAUGUCACAUCCCAUUUCUCCAGUCACUGUUUAACCAUUGGUUGGGUGUUGUCAUUCCAGCUGAAGACCACCAAGCGAGUGUACAACUUCUGCGCCUCGGAUGCCCAGAGCGCCCAUCAGUGGAUGGACAAGAUCCAGAGCUGCAUCUCUGAUGCAUGACCUCUGAACUCCUCAGCCACGGCUCGGUCGGGGUGUGGUCAGAUCACAGCAUUAACACUAGGUGCAGCAACGUGGCUGAGAGCAGAGACUGUGGGCACAUAUAUACAGUACAUAUUCAGCUCAGUCACCAUGGGAGUGGCUUUACCAUGAGGACCACAGUGACCUAAGUGCCUGUAGGGUGGAGGAUAUGUUAUCAUGUUAUCUAUCAAUCCAUCCUGCUGCCUUGCAGGACUUCAGGCAGUCAUCACUCUCUGUCUGUCUGUCUGCCUGCCUGCCUGACAGCUUUAGUAGGAGUUGAUGAAUGUGUCCUGGUCUCUGCUGUCAGCUCUCUCUGUACUGUACCUUGUUACUGCUACAGGGAUCAACACUUAUAGUGAAAAAUAAAUGGCAAAAACUGAUGCCUGAGCACUACUAAGGAUAGUUUAUGCCAUUUCAGUUGUAAAUAGAUAAAAAGCAAUAGCACUGGCCAUUUUAAACUGUGGUUUCAAUACAUAAACUAAG